Bubalus bubalis (water buffalo) is the source of this 26978-nucleotide messenger RNA. It is a transcript of the gene OBSCN, whose product is annotated as obscurin, cytoskeletal calmodulin and titin-interacting RhoGEF. The coding region runs from base 167 to 26893 and encodes 8908 amino acids. Gene Ontology annotation, molecular function: ATP binding; guanyl-nucleotide exchange factor activity; protein kinase activity. The transcript has 119 exons. NCBI's taxonomy places the organism in Eukaryota, Metazoa, Chordata, Mammalia, Artiodactyla, Bovidae. The record is from RefSeq and is a predicted model, not a curated record. Gene Ontology annotation, biological process: protein phosphorylation.
CGGCCCCAAGUAUGAGGUGCAGGCUUCAGCUGGGCAGCGGGCACUGCUCGUGCGGGACGUGAAGUGAGAAGACGCGGGCCUGUAUGAGUGCGUCAGCCGCGGGGGCCGCAUCGCCUACCAGCUGCUGGUGCAAGAGUCCUCUGCAGUGUUUAUCAAGGGGCAGCCAAUGCAUAAGGAGGUAAAGGCCGUGGCGGGGGCGAGUGCCACACUGAGCUGCGAGGUGGCCCAGGCCCAGACGGAGGUGACGUGGUACAAGGAUGGGAAGAAGCUGAGUUCAAGCUCGAAAGUGCAUGUGGAGGCCAAGGGCUGCACCCGGCAGCUGGUGGUGCAGCAGGCGGGCAAGACGGACGCUGGGGAGUACAGCUGCGAGGCCGGGGGCCAGAAGGUCUCCUUCCAUCUGGAUGUCACAGAGCCCUUGGUGGUGUUUGCCAAGGAGCAGCCAGCACGCAGUGAAGUGCAGGCCGUGGCGGGAACCAGUGCCACGCUGAGCUGCGAGGUGGCCCAGGCCCAGACGGAGGUGACGUGGUACAAGGACGGCAAGAAGCUGAGUUCCAGCUCGAAAGUGCGCGUGGAAGCCAAGGGCUGCACCAGGCGGCUGGUGGUGCAGCAGGCGGGCAAGGCGGACGCCGGGGAGUACAGCUGCGAGGCCGGGGGCCAGAAGGUCUCCUUCCACCUGGACGUCACAGAGCCCUCGGUGGUGUUUGCCAAGGAGCAGCCAGCACGCAGUGAAGUGCAGGCCGUGGCGGGGGCGAGUGCCACGCUGAGCUGCGAGGUGGCCCAGGCCCAGACGGAGGUGACGUGGUACAAGGAUGGCAAGAAGCUGAGUUCCAGCUCGAAAGUGCGUGUGGAGGCCACGGGCCGCGGGCGGCGGCUGGUGGUGCAGCAGGUGGGCAAGGCGGACGCCGGGGAGUACAGCUGCGAGGCCGGGGGCCAGAAGGUCUCCUUCCGCCUGGACGUCACAGAGCCCUCGGUGGUGUUUGCCAAGGAGCAGCCAGCACGCAGUGAAGUGCAGGCCAUGGUGGGAACCAGUGCCACGCUGAGCUGCGAGGUGGCCCAGGCCCAGACGGAGGUGACGUGGUACAAGGAUGGGAAGAAGCUGAGUUUGAGCUCGAAAGUGCGUGUGGAAGCCAAGGGCUGCACCCGGCAGCUGGUGGUGCAGCAGGCGGGCAAGGCAGACGCCGGAGAGUACAGCUGCGAGGCCGGGGGCCAGAAGGUCUCCUUCCGCCUGGACGUCACAGAGCCCUCGGUGGUGUUUGCCAAGGAGCAGCCGGCACGCAGUGAAGUGCAGGCCAUGGCAGGGGCGAGUGCCACGCUGAGCUGCGAGGUGGCCCAGGCCCAGACGGAGGUGACGUGGUACAAGGACGGCAAGAAGCUGAGUUCGAGUUCGAAAGUGCGUGUGGAGGCCACGGGCCGCGGGCGGCGGCUGGUGGUGCAGCAGGUGGGCAAGGCGGACGCCGGGGAGUACAGCUGCGAGGCCGGGGGCCAGAAGGUCUCCUUCCACCUGGACGUCACAGAGCCCUCGGUGGUGUUUGCCAAGGAGCAGCCGGCAUGCAGUGAAGUGCAGGCCAUGGCGGGAACCAGUGCCACGCUGAGCUGCGAGGUGGCCCAGGCCCAGACGGAGGUGACGUGGUACAAAGACGGAAAGAAGCUGAGUUCGAGCUCAAAAAUGCGUUUGGAAGCCAAGGGCUGCACCCGGCAGCUGGUGGUGCAUCAGGCGGGCAAGGCGGACACCGGGGAGUACAGCUGCGAGGCCGGGGGCCAGAAGGUCUCCUUCCACCUGGACGUCACAGAACCCUCGGUGGUGUUCGCCAAGGAGCAGCCGGCACGCAGUGAAGUGCAGGCCGUGGCGGGGGCGAGUGCCACGCUGAGCUGCGAGGUGGCCCAGGCCCAGACAGAGGUGACGUGGUACAAGGACGGCAAGAAGCUGAGUUCGAGCUCAAAAGUGCGUGUGGAGGCCACGGGCCGCGGGCGGCGGCUGGUGGUGCAGCAGGCGGGCAAGGCGGACGCCGGGGAGUACAGCUGCGAGGCCGGGGGCCAGAAGGUCUCCUUCCGCCUGGACGUCACAGAGCCCUCGGUGGUGUUCGCCAAGGAGCAGCCGGCACGCAGUGAAGUGCAGGCCGUGGCGGGGGCGAGUGCCACGCUGAGCUGCGAGGUGGCCCAGGCCCAGACGGAGGUGAUGUGGUACAAGGACGGCAAGAAGCUGAGUUCCAGCUCGAAAGUGCGUGUGGAGGCCACGGGCCGCGGACGGCGGCUGGUGGUGCAGCAGGCGGGCAAGGCGGACGCCGGGGAGUACAGCUGCGAGGCCGGGGGCCAGAAGGUCUCCUUCCACCUGGACGUCACAGAGCCCUCGGUGGUGUUCGCCAAGGAGCAGCCGGCAUGCAGUGAAGUGCAGGCUGUGGCAGGGGCAAGUGCCACGCUGAGCUGCGAGGUGGCCCAGGCCCAGACAGAGGUGACGUGGUACAAGGACGGCAAGAAGCUGAGUUCGAGCUCAAAAGUGCGUGUGGAGGCCACGGGCCGCAAGCGGCAGCUGGUGGUGCAGCAGGCAGGCAAGGCGGACGCCGGGGAGUACAGCUGCGAGGCUGGGGGCCAGAAGGUCUCCUUCCACCUGGACGUCACAGAGCCCUCGGUGGUGUUCGCCAAGGAGCAGCCGGCAUGCAGUGAAGUGCAGGCCAUGGCGGGGGCGAGUGCCACGCUGAGCUGCGAGGUGGCCCAGGCCCAGACGGAGGUGACGUGGUACAAGGACGGCAAGAAGCUGAGUUCCAGCUCGAAAGUGCGUGUGGAGGCCACGGGUCGCGGGCGGCGGCUGGUGGUGCAGCAGGCGGGCAAGGCGGACGCCGGGGAGUACAGCUGCGAGGCCGGGGGCCAGAAGGUCUCCUUCCACCUGGACGUCACAGAGCCCUCGGUGGUGUUCGCCAAGGAGCAGCCGGCACGCAGUGAAGUGCAGGCCAUGGCGGGAGCGAGUGCCACGCUGAGCUGCGAGGUGGCCCAGGCCCAGACGGAGGUGACGUGGUACAAGGACGGCAAGAAGCUGAGUUCCAGCUCGAAAGUGCGUGUGGAGGCCAAGGGCUGCACCCGGAAGCUGGUGGUGCAGCAGGCGGGCAAGGCGGACGCUGGGGAGUACAGCUGCGAGGCCGGGGGCCAGAAGGUCUCCUUCCGCCUGGACGUCACAGAGCCCUCGGUGGUGUUCCCCAAGGAGCAGCCGGCACGCAGUGAAGUGCAGGCCGUGGCGGGGGCGAGUGCCACGCUGAGCUGCGAGGUGGCCCAGGCCCAGACGGAGGUGACGUGGUACAAGGACGGCAAGAAGCUGAGUUCCAGCUCGAAAGUGCGUGUGGAGGCCACGGGCCGCAGACGGCAGCUGGUGGUGCAGCAGGCGGGCAAGGCGGACGCCGGGGAGUACAGCUGCGAGGCCGGGGGCCAGAAGGUCUCCUUCCGCCUGGACGUCACAGAGCCCUCGGUGGUGUUCGCCAAGGAGCAGCCGGCACGCAGUGAAGUGCAGGCAAUGGCGGGGGCGAGUGCCACGCUGAGCUGCGAGGUGGCCCAGGCCCAGACGGAGGUGACGUGGUACAAGGACGGGAAGAAGCUGAGUUCGAGCUCGAAAGUGCGUGUGGAAGCCAAGGGCUGCACCAGGAGGCUGGUGGUGCAGCAGGCAGGCAAGGCGGACGCCGGGGAGUACAGCUGCGAGGCCGGGGGCCAGAAGGUCUCUUUCCACCUGGAUGUCACAGAGCCCUCGGUGGUGUUCGCCAAGGAGCAGCCGGCACGCAGUGAAGUGCAGGCCGUGGCGGGGGCGAGUGCCACGCUGAGCUGCGAGGUGGCCCAGGCCCAGACGGAGGUGACGUGGUACAAGGACGGCAAGAAGCUGAGUUCCAGCUCGAAAGUGCGUGUGGAAGCCAAGGGCUGCACCCGGAAGCUGGUGGUGCAGCAGGCGGGCAAGGCGGACGCCGGGGAGUACAGCUGCGAGGCCGGGGGCCAGAAGGUCUCCUUCCACCUGGACGUCGCAGAGCCUGUGGUGGUGUUUGCCAAGGAGCAGCCGGCACGCAGUGAAGUGCAGGCCAAGGCAGGAGCCCGCACCACACUGAGCUGCGAGGUGGCCCAGGCCCAGACGGAGGUGACGUGGUACAAGGAUGGGAAGAAGCUGAGUUCGAGCUCGAAAGUGCAUGUGGAGGCCAAGGGCUGUACCCGGCAGCUGGUGGUGCAGCAGGCGGGCAAGGCAGACGCCGGGGAGUACAGCUGCGAGGCUGGGGGCCAGAAGGUCUCCUUCCACCUGGAUGUCACAGAGCCGGAGUUUGAGCCUCCGGCCCCAGAGAAACCCAGACGCAGGGAACCGCUGGUGGUCAGGGAACACGAGGACAUCGUCCUGACAGCCACUCUGGCCACGCCGUCUGUGGCCACGGUGACGUGGUUCAAAGAUGGUGUGGAGAUUCGCCGCAGCAAGCGGCAUGAGAUGACCAGCCUAGGGGACACCCACACCCUGACCAUGCAUGGGGCACAGACCCUGGACAGCGCUGUCUACAGCUGCCGCGUGGGCGCAGAGGGGCAGGACUUCCCGGUGCAGGUGGAAGAGGUGGCUGCCAAGUUUUGCCGCCCCCUGGAGCCCGUGAGCGGGGAUCUGGGCGGCACGGCGACGCUGGUCUGUGAGCUGAGCCCUGCGCAGGCUGAGGUGGUGUGGCGCCGCGGAAGCACGCAACUCCGGUCCGGCAAACGCUUCCAGAUGGCGGCUGCGGGGCCUCGGCGCUCGCUCACGGUGUCGGGCCUGCGGGCAGAGGAUGCAGGGGAGUACGUGUGUGAGAGCCGCGACGACCACACCAGCGCCAUGCUCACUGUUAUCGUACCCCGCGUGGUCAAGUUCACGUCUGGGCUGAGUGCGGUGGUUGCGGAGGAGGGGAGCGAGGCCACUUUCCAGUGCGUGGUGACCCCCAGCGACGUGGCGGUCACAUGGUUCCGAGAUGGUGUCCAACUACAGUCCAGCGAGAAGUUUCUCAUGUCGCAGAAGGGUGCCAGCCACAGCCUGACCAUCUUAAGCCUGGCCCUGGAGGAUGCCGGCCAGGUCACUGCGGAGGCUGAGGGCAUCCAGUCCACGGCUGCCCUCCGGGUCCGAGAGGCUCCAGUGUUGUUCAGAAAGAAGCUGGAGCCACAGACCGUGGAGGAGCGGAGCUCAGUGACCAUGGAGGUGGAGCUGACUCGGCCGUGGCCGGAGGUCAAGUGGACACGCAAUGCUGUAGCACUUGCGUCGGGCGAGAAAGUGGAGAUCCACGCCGAGGGCGCACGUCACCGCCUGGUUCUCCACGGUGUGGGUUUCGCUGACCGUGGCUUCUACGGCUGCGAGACACCAGACGACAAGACGCAGGCCAAGCUGACUGUGGAAAUGCGCCAGGUCCGGCUCGUGCGGGGCCUGCAGGCCGUGGAGGCGCAGGAGCAGGGCACGGCCACUAUGGAAGUAGAGCUGUCCCACGCUGACGUGGAGGGCAACUGGACUCGAGACGGUCUUCGGCUCCAUCCAGGACCCAACUGCCAGCUGGCGGUGCACGGCGCCACACACACCCUCACGCUGUCACGGCUGCAGCGGCAGGACGGCGGCUUGGUGGCCUUCAGGGCGGAGGGCGUGCACACCUCUGCUCAUCUGGUGGUCACUGAGCUGCCUGUGAAGUUCGUCCGCCCUCUGCAGGACGUGGUGGCCACAGAGAAGGAAAAGGUGGCCCUGGACUGUGAGCUCUCACGCCCCAAUGUGGAUGUGCGCUGGUUGAAGGACAAUGUGGAGCUGCGGGUAAGCAAGACCAUGGGCAUGAUGGCCCAGGGGGCCUGCAGGAGUCUCGUCAUUUACCGAUGUGAGCUUGGAGACCAGGGCGUGUACAUGUGCGAUGCCCACGAUGCUCAGAGCUCGGCCUCCCUGAAGGUGCAAGGCCGGAAUGUGCAGAUCGUGAGGCCUCUGGACGAUGUGGAAGUGGUGGAGAAAGAGGGCGCCACCUUCUCCUGCGAGGUCUCCCACGAUGAGGUGCCUGCACAGUGGUUCUGGGAGGGCAGUAAGCUCCGGCCCAGUGACAACGUGAGGAUCCGCCAGGAAGGAAGGACAUACACUCUCAUCUAUCGGAGGGUCCUGGUGGAAGAUGCAGGGGAAAUCAAGUUUGUAGCGGAAAAUGCAGAAUCGCGAGCCCAGCUCCGAGUAAAAGAGCUGCCCGUGUCCAUCCUCCGCCCGCUGCGGGAUAAGAUCGCCAUGGAGAAGCACCGCGGCGUGCUCGAGUGCCAGAUGUCCAGGGCCAGUGCCCAGGUGCGGUGGUUCAAGGGUAGCGUGGAGCUCCAUCCCGGAGCCAAGUACGAGAUGGUCAGUGACGGCCUCUACCGCAAGCUGGUCAUCAACGCCGUCCAGCCCGAGGACGAGGACACCUACACGUGUGAUGCCGGCGACGUGAAGACCAGUGCACAGUUCUUCGUAGAAGAGCAGUCCAUCGUGGUCGUGCGGGGCCUGCAGGAUGUGACGGUGAUGGAGCCGGCGCCUGCCUGGUUCGAGUGUGAGACCUCCAUCCCCUCGGUGCGACCCGCCAAGUGGCUCCUGGGAAAGACGGUGCUGCAGGCGGGGCCUGACGUGGGGAUAGAGCAGGAGGGCACGGUGCAUCGGCUGACGCUGCGGCGCACCUACUCCACCAUGACGGGGCCAGUGCACUUCACCAUCGGCAAGUCGCGCUCCACCGCCUCCCUGGUGGUCUCUGACAUUCCCGUGGUGCUCACACGGCCCCUGGAGCCCAAGGUGGGGCGGGAGAUGCAGUCCGUCGUCCUGUCCUGUGACUUCAAGCCUCCCCCCAAGGCUGUGCAAUGGUACAAGGAGGAAAUGCCCCUGGCGCCAUCCAGCAAGUUCAAGAUGAGGCUGGAGGGCCACAUGGCAGAGCUGCGUGUCCUGCGGCUCACCCCUGACGAUGCUGGUGUUUACCGGUGCCAGGCUGGCAGCGCCCAGAGCAGCGCGGAGGUCACUGUGGAAGAACGGAAGGUGACGGUGACGCAGCCGCUGGAGGACGUGGAGGUCCCGGAGGAGGGCCGUGCCUGCUUCUCCUGCGAGCUGUCCCACGAGGACGAAGAAGUGGACUGGUUGCUCAACGGGACACCGCUCUUUAACGACAGCUUCCAUGAGAUCACCCAUGAGGGCCGCCGCCACACACUGGUGCUGAAGCGGGUCCGGCAGGCCGACAGGGGCACCGUGAGCAUCUCCUCCCCCAAGGUUGCGGCCUCCGCCCACCUGGCGGUCAGAGGGAAGCCGGUGGUGUUCCUGAAGGCGUUGGAUGAUGUGUCUGCAGAGGAGCGGGGCAGACUGACCUUGCAGUGCGAGGUUUCUGACCACCAAGCCCACGUGGUGUGGCGGAAGGACGGUGUGGAGUUGGGCCCCAGCGACAAGUACGACUUCCUGCACACGGCAGGCACACGAGGCCUCGUGGUGCACAGCCUGACUCGGGAGGAUGCUGGCCUGUACACCUGCGACGUGGGCACUGAUGAGACCCGUGCCCGUGUCAGCGUGCAUGAGCUGCACGUCGGUAUCACCAAGAGGCUGAAGACAGUGGAGGUGCUGGAGGGCGAGAGCUGCAGCUUCGAGUGCAUCCUGUCCCAUGAGGACACUGGCGACGUGGCUGAAUGGACAGUGAACGGGAAAACAGUGGGCAGCUCUGGCCGCUUCUGUGCCACGCGCCAGGGCCGCAAGUACACCCUAGCUAUCCGAGACGCUGUGCCAAGUGACGCUGGGGAGGUGGUCUUCUCUGUGCGGGGCCUCACCUCCAAGGCCUCGCUCAUUGUCAAAGAGAGGUCAGUUGACAUUAUGAAGCCACUGGAAGACCAGCAGGCCACGCUGGGUGAGGAUGUGGUGCUGAGGUGUGAGCUGUCGCGGGAGGGGACCCCAGUGCGCUGGCUGAAGGAUGGGAAGGCCAUCCGCAAGAGUCAGAAGUAUGACCUGCUCACUGAAGGCACUCGGGCCUCGCUGGUCAUCCAUGCAGCCACACUCAAAGACUCGGGCAAAUAUACAUGUGAGACAGAGUCUUCCAAAAGCACAGCCAGUCUCCGAGUGGAAGAAAAGGCAAACCGGUUCACGGAGCCGUUGGCUGACCUGCACGUGGAGGAGAAGGGCACAGCCACGUUCAUCUGCAAGACGGAGCGCCCCGCGGUCUCAGUGGCCUGGCGCAAGGGCCUCACGGAGCUGCAGGCCUCGGGGAAGCACACGCCCAGCCAGGAGGGCCUGACCUUGCGGCUCAGCAUCAGCGCCCUGGAGAAGGCAGACAGUGGCACGUACACCUGCGACAUCGGCCAGGCCCGGUCCCAGGCGCAGCUCCUGGUGAAAGGCCAGAAAGUGCUCAUCAUAGAGGACUUGGAGGACGCGGAGGUGCAGGAGGGCUCCUCGGCCACCUUCUGCUGCCGUAUCUCCCCUGCCGACUACAAGCCUGUCCACUGGUUCUUGGACAAAACGCCCCUGUCUGCCAAUGAACUCAAUGAGAUUGAGGCCCAGCCCGGCGGGUACCACGUGCUGACCCUGCGGCAGCUGGCACUCAAGGACUCGGGCACCGUCCAUUUUGAGGCAGGUGACCAGCGAACCUCAGCUGCCCUGCAGGUCACAGAGAAGCCAAGUGUUUUCUCCCAGGGGCUCACGGAUGCCACAGUCACGGAGGGGGAGGAUCUGACCCUGGUCUGUGAGACUUCCGUCUCAGACAGCCCUGUGUGCUGGACCAAGGAUGGGAAGCCCCUGCGGCCAUCGGCCCGGUGCCGGCUGACCUAUGAGGGCCGCCGGGCCCAGCUGGUCAUCACUGAGACCACCCUGCAGGACAGCGGGCGCUACAAGUGUGAGGCUGCGGGCGCCUGGAGCAGCUCCAUUGUCAGGGUCCACGCUCGGCCAGUGCAGUUCCGAGAGGGCCUGAAAGACGUGGAGGUGCUGGAAGGGGGCGCUGCCACGCUGCGCUGCGUGCUGUCCUCCGUGGUCAGGCCUGUGGAGUGGCGGCGUGGGGAUGAGCUCCUGCAGCCUGGAGGCAAGUACAGCUUGCGGCAGGAUGGGACCGUGCUGGAGCUGGUGGUCCGAGACCUGCGACCUCAGGACAGCGGGCAGUACUUCUGCAGUUUCGGGGACCAGAGGACGUCGGCCAGGCUCACCGUAAAGGCUCUGCCUGCUGAGUUCAUAGGAAGACUGAGAAGCAAGGAGGUCACGGAAGGGACCACAGCCACAUUCCGCUGUGAGCUCAGCAAGGAAGUCCCCGUAGAGUGGAAGAAGGGGCCCGAAACCCUCAGAGCCGGGGACAGAGUAAGCCUGAGGCAGGACGGGGCCGUGUGUGAGCUGGAGAUCCGUGAGCUGACCGCGGAGGAUGCUGGAGAAUAUUCAUGUGUGUGUGGGCAGGAGAAGACCUCAGCCACGCUCACCGUCAGGGCUUUGCCUGCUGAGUUCACAAGAAGACUGAGAAGCAAGGAGGCCACAGAAGGGACCACAGUCAUGCUGCACUGUGAGCUGAGCAAGGCGGCCCCCGUGGAGUGGAGGAAGGGGCCCGAGACCCUCAGAGCCGGGGACAGAGUGAGCCUGAGGCAGGAGGGAGCCGUGUGUGAGCUGGAGAUCCGUGACCUUGUUGUGGAGGAUGCUGGGGAGUAUUUGUGUGUGUGCGGGCAGGAGAGGACCUCAGCCACACUCACCAUUAGGGCCCUGCCUGCCAAGUUCACAAAGGGUCUGAAGAAGGAAGAGGCCGUUGAAGGGGCCACAGCCAUACUGCACUGUGAGCUGAGCAAGGCGGCCACUGUGGAGUGGAGGAAGGGGCCCAAGACCCUCAGAGCCGGGGACAGAGUGAGCCUGAGGCAGGAGGGAGCCGUGUGUGAGCUGGAGAUCCGUGAGCUGACCGUGGAGGAUGCUGGAGAAUAUUCAUGUGUGUGCAGGCAGGAGACGACCUCAGCCACACUCGCUGUCAGGGCCCUGCCUGCCAGCUUCACAAAAGGUCUGAAGAAGGAAGAGGCCGUGGAAGGGGCCACAGUCAUGCUGUGCUGUGAGCUGAGCAAGACGGCCCCCGUGGAGUGGCGGAAGGGGCCCGAGACCCUCAGAGCCGGGGACAGAGUGAUCCUGAGGCAGGAGGGAGCCGUGUGUGAGCUGGAGAUCCGUGACCUGACCGUGGAGGAUGCUGGGGAGUACUCGUGCAUGUGCGGGCAGGAGAGGACCUCAGCCACGCUCACCGUCAAGGCCCUGCCCACCAAGUUCACAAAGGGCCUGAGGAAGGAGGAGGCCACAGAAGGGACCACGGUCAUGCUGCGCUGUGAGCUGAGCAAGGCGGCCCCCGUGGAGUGGAGGAAGGGGCCCGAGACCCUCAGAGCCGGGGACAGAGUGAGCCUGAGGCAGGAGGGAGCCGUGUGUGAGCUGGAGAUCCAUGAGCUGACCGUGGAGGAUGCUGGGGAGUACUCCUGCGUGUGCGGGCAGGAGAGGACCUCAGCCACGCUCGCCGUCAGGGCCCUGCCUGCCAAGUUCACAAAAGGUCUGAAGAAGGAAGAGGCCGUGGAAGGGGCCACAGCCAAGCUGCGCUGUGAGCUGAGCAAGGCGGCCCCCGUGGAGUGGAAGAAGGGGCCCGAGGCCCUCAGAGCCGGGGCCAGAGUGAGCCUGAGGCAGGAGGGAGCCGUGUGUGAGCUGGAGAUCCGUGGCCUGACCGUGGAGGAUGCUGGGGAGUACUCCUGCGUGUGCGGGCAGGAGAGGACCUCAGCCACGCUCGCCGUCAGGGCCCUGCCUGCCAAGUUCACAAAAGGUCUGAAGAAGGAAGAGGCCAUGGAAGGGGCCACAGCCAUACUGCGCUGUGAGCUGAGCAAGGUGGCCCCAGUGGAGUGGAGGAAGGGGCCCGAGACCCUCAGAGCCGGGGCCAGAGUGAGCCUGAGGCAGGAGGGAGCCGUGUGUGAGCUGGAGAUCCAUGAGCUGACCGUGGAGGAUGCUGGGGAGUACUCGUGCAUGUGUGGGCAGGAGAAGACCUCAGCUGCUCUCACCGUCAGGGCCCUGCCUGCCAAGUUCACAAAAGGUUUGAAGAAGGAAGAGGCCGUGGAAGGGGCCACAGCCAAGCUGCGCUGUGAGCUGAGCAAGGCGGCCCCCGUGGAGUGGAGGAAGGGGCCCGAGACCCUCAGAGCCGGGGCCAGAGUGAGCCUGAGGCAGGAGGGAGCCGUGUGUGAGCUGGAGAUCCGUGACCUGACCGUGGAGGAUGCUGGGGAGUACUCGUGCAUGUGCGGGCAGGAGAAGACCUCAGCCACGCUCGCCGUCAGGGCCCUGCCUGCCAAGUUCACAAAGGGUCUGAAGAAGGAAGAGGCCAUAGAAGGGGCCACAGCCAAGCUGCGCUGUGAGCUGAGCAAGGCGGCCCCCGUGGAGUGGAGGAAGGGGCCCGAGACCCUGAGAGCCAGGGACAGAGUGAGCCUGAGGCAGGAUGGGGCCGUGUGUGAGCUGGAGAUCCGUGAGCUGACCGUGGAGGAUGCUGGGGAGUACUCAUGCAUGUGCGGACAGGAGAAGACCUCAGCCAUGCUCGCCGUCAGGGCCCUGCCUGCCAAGUUCACAAAAGGUUUGAAGAAGGAAGAGGCCGUGGAAGGGGCCACAGCCAAGCUGCGCUGUGAGCUGAGCAAGGCGGCCCCCGUGGAGUGGAGGAAGGGGCCCGAGACCCUCAGAGCUGGGGCCAGAGUGAGCCUGAGGCAGGAGGGAGCCGUGUGUGAGCUGGAGAUCCGUGCCCUGACCGUGGAGGAUGCUGGGGAGUACUCAUGCAUGUGCGGGCAGGAGAAGACCUCAGCCGCGCUCGCCGUCAGGGCCAUGCCUGCUCGGUUCAUCAAAGAACUGAAGACCAAGGAGGCCACAGAAGGGGCCACAGCCACACUGCGCUGUGAGCUGAGCAAGGCGGCCCCCGUGGAGUGGAGGAAGGGACCUGAGCCCGUCAGAGCCGGGGACAGAGUGAUCCAGAGGCAGGAGGGAGCCGUGUGUGAGCUGGAGAUCCAUGAGCUGACCGUGGAGGAUGCUGGGGAGUACUCGUGUGUGUGCGGGCAGGAGAAAACCUCAGCCACGCUCGCCGUCAGGGCCCUGCCUGCCAAGUUUGCAAAAGGUUUGGGAAAGGAAGAGGCCAUGGAAGGGGCCACAGCCAUACUGUGCUGUGAGCUGAGCAAAGCGGCCCCCGUGGAGUGGAGGAAGGGGCCCAAGACCCUCAGAGCUGGAGACAGAGUGAGCCUGAGGCAGGAGGGAGCCGUGUGUGAGCUGGAGAUCCGUGACCUGACUGUGGAGGAUGCUGGAGAAUAUUCAUGUGUGUGCGGGCAGGAGAAGACCUCAGCCACGCUCGCCGUCAGGGCCCUGCCUGCCAAGUUCACAAAAGGUCUGAAGAAGGAAGAGGCUGUGGAAGGGGCCACAGCCAAGCUGCGCUGUGAGCUGAGCAAGGUGGCCCCCGUGGAGUGGAGGAAGGGGCCCGAGACCCUCAGAGCCAGGGACAGAGUGAGCCUGAGGCAGGAUGGGGCCGUGUGUGAGCUGGAGAUCCGUGGCCUGACCGUGGAGGAUGCUGGGGAGUACUCCUGCGUGUGCGGGCAGGAGAGGACCUCAGCCACGCUCGCCGUCAGGGCCCUGCCUGCCAAGUUCACAAAAGGUCUGAAGAAGGAAGAGGCCAUGGAAGGGGCCACAGCCAUACUGCGCUGUGAGCUGAGCAAGGUGGCCCCAGUGGAGUGGAGGAAGGGGCCCGAGACCCUCAGAGCCGGGGCCAGAGUGAGCCUGAGGCAGGAGGGAGCCGUGUGUGAGCUGGAGAUCCGUGAGCUGACUGUGGAGGAUGCUGGGGAGUACUCGUGCAUGUGCGGGCAGGAGAAGACCUCAGCCGCGCUCGCCGUCAGGGCCCUGCCUGCCAAGUUCACAAAAGGUUUGAAGAAGGAAGAGGCCGUGGAAGGGGCCACAGCCAAGCUGCGCUGUGAGCUGAGCAAGGCGGCCCCCGUGGAGUGGAGGAAGGGGCCCGAGAUCCUCAGAGCUGGGGACAGACUGCGGGUGAAGCAGGAGGGAGCCGUGUGUGAGCUGGAGAUCCAUGACCUGACCGUGGAGGAUGCUGGGGAGUACUCGUGCAUGUGCGAGCAGGAGAAAACCUCAGCCACGCUCUCUGUCAGGGCUCUUCCCACCAAGUUCACAAAGGGUCUGAAGAAGGAAGAGGCCGUGGAAGGGGCCACAGCCAUACUGCGCUGUGAGCUGAGCAAGGUGGCCCCCGUGGAGUGGAGGAAGGGGCCCGAGAUCCUCAGAGCUGGGGACAGACUGCGGGUGAAGCAGGAGGGAGCCGUGUGUGAGCUGGAGAUCCAUGACCUGACCGUGGAGGAUGCUGGGGAGUACUCAUGCAUGUGCGGGCAGGAGAAGACCUCAGCCAUGCUCUCUGUCAGGGCCCUGCCUGCCAAGUUCACAAGAGGUCUGAAGAAGGAAGAGGCCACUGAAGGGGCCACAGCCACACUGCGCUGUGAGCUGAGCAAGGUGGCCCCCGUGGAGUGGAGGAAGGGGCCCGAGACCCUCAGAGCCGGGGACAGAGUGCGGGUGAAGCAGGAGGGAGCCGUGUGUGAGCUGGAGAUCCGUGAGCUGACCGCGGAGGAUGCUGGGGAGUACUCGUGCAUGUGUGGGCAGGAGAAGACCUCAGCCACGCUCGCCGUCAGGGCCCUGCCUGCCAAGUUCCUGAAGGGUCUCAGGAAGGAGGAGGCCACGGAAGGGGCCACAGCCAAGCUGCGCUGUGAGCUGAGCAAACCGGCCCCCGUGGAGUGGAGGAAAGGGCCCGAGACCCUCAGAGCCAAGGACAGAGUGCGGGUGAGGCAGGACGGGGCCGUGUGUGAGCUGGAGAUCCGUGAGCUGACCGCCGAGGAUGCUGGAGAAUAUUCAUGUGUGUGUGGGCAGGAGAAGACCUCAGCCACACUCGCCGUCAGGGCUUUGCCUGCUGAGUUCAUAGGAAGACUGAGAAGCAAGGAGGCCACGGAAGGGGCCACAGUCACGCUGUGCUGUGAGCUGAGCAAGGCGGCCCCCGUGGAGUGGAGGAAGGGAUCUGAGACCCUCAGAGCCGGGGAUAGAGUGAGCCUGAGGCAGGACGGGGCCGUGUGUGAGCUGGAGAUCCGUGAGCUGGUUUCGACAGAUGCUGGGGAGUACUCAUGUGUGUGCGGGCAGGAGAGGACCUCAGCCUCGCUGACGGUCACGGCCCCACAGGUGGUGUUCCGGAAGCCGCUGCAGAGCCUGCAGGCUGAGGAGGGUACCUCGGCCAGCCUGCGGUGUGAGCUUUCCGAGCCUGGAGCCGCCGUCGUCUGGAGUAAGGGGGGCCUGGAGGUGCAGGCCGACGGGCGCCGGGAGCCGCGGCAGCAGGGCCACGUGGCAGAGCUGGUGCUGAGGGGCCUGCGCCGGGAGGACACGGGAGAGUACACCUGCAGCUGCAUGUCCCAGGCCACUAGCGCCACCCUGUCCGUCACAGCUGCGCCUGUGAGGUUCCUUCAAGAGCUGCAGGCCCAGGAGGUAGACGAGGGCACGACGGCACGCCUGCGCUGUGAGCUGAGCCGGGCGGGCAGCAGUGUGGAGUGGCGCAAGGGCUCCCUGCAGCUCUUCCCGUGUGCCAAGUACCAGAUGGUGCUGGAAGGCACAGCCGCUGAACUGCUGGUGCACGGGGCCGAGCAGGAGGAUGCUGGCCUCUAUACCUGUGACACGGGCCACGCACAGAGCACCGCCAGCCUCUCUGUCCGGGCCCCCAGGCCUGUGUUUAAGACGGAGCUGCAGAGUGCUGAGCAGGAGGUGGGCGGCGUGGCCCGGCUGUGCUGCCAGCUGAGUGAUUCCGAGGCUGGGGCCCCCGUGCUGUGGCUCAAGGAAGGUGUGGAGCUGCACAUGAGUCCCAAGUAUGAGAUGCAGCGCCAGGGAGCCACGUGUGAGCUGCUGAUCCAUGGGCUUGAGGCCAAGGACAUGGGCGAGUACAGCUGCAUGGUGGGCAGCCAGAAGACCUUGGCCUUCCUCAAAGUCAAAGGCCCCCUUCGCCCGCCAGAGCCUGAGGUGACCAUCGUGCGGGGCCUGGUUGACACCGAGGUCCAGGCUGAUGGGGAAGCAGAGUUCAGCUGCGAGGUGUCACAGGCUGGCGUGGACGUGGAGUGGCGCCUGCAGGGCCUGCCGCUGCAGAGCAACGAGGUGACCGAAGUAGCGGUGCAGGGUGGCCGCACCCACACACUGAGGCUGAAGAGCGUGACCCCAGAGGACGCCGGCACUGUCUCCUUCCACGCGGGCCGCCACACGUCCUCUGCCCAACUCACCGUCCGAGUUCCUGAGGUGACCAUCCUGGAGCCCCUGCAGGACGCUCAGCUCAGCGAGGGCCAGGAUGCCCACUUCCGGUGCCGACUGUCGAGGGCUUUGGGCCAGGAGGCCCACUGGGCCCUGGGAGGCGUGCCCCUGCAGGCCAACGAGAUGAACGACAUCACGGUGGAGCAUGGCACACUCCACUUGCUCACCCUGCACAAGGUCACCCUAGAGGACGCUGGAACCAUCAGUUUCCAAGUGGGCUCAUGUCGCUCGGAGGCCCAGCUGAAGGUCACAGAGGCAGCACCGUGCCUGGUACGUGGCUUACAGAAUGUGGACGUCUUUGCGGGGGAGGUGGCCACGUUCUCCUGCGAGGUGUCCCGUGCUGGUGGGCCGGAGGCCCACUGGUGGCUGGAUGGGACCCUGCUGCAGGACGGCCCCCAGAGCGCCAUCUCCGUGCGUGAUGGGACUGUCCACUCCCUCACGCUCUCAGGCCUGGGGGUGGCUGACUCAGGCACCGUCACCUACCGAGCAGGGUCCCUGGUCUCCAGGGCCAAGUUGUUGGUCAAAGAUCCCACAGUGGAAGUGGUCAGUGCCAUGCGGGACCUGGCAGUGGAGGAGGGCGGCCCGGCCGAGCUCCUCUGCCAGUACUCACGGCCCGUGCAGGCCACGUGGAAGAUGGACGAGCAUGCGGUGUGUGCGGACGGGCACCGUGUCAUCAUAGAGCAGGACUGGACCGUGGCCAGGCUGUCUUUCAGGCCGGCCUUGCCCUGUGACAGCGGCAUCUAUUCUUGCGAGGCCGCGGGCACCCGCGUGGUGGCCCUGCUGCAAGUGCAAGCCAAGAACACGGUGGUGAGGGGCCUGGAAAACGUGGAGGCGCCCGAGGGCGGCGAGGCGCUGUUCGAGUGCGUCCUGUCCCAGCCAGAGGUGGCCGCCCACACCUGGCUGCUGGACGAUGAGCCCGUGCGCACCUCUGACAAUGCCGAGGUGGUCUACUUCGAGAACGGCCUGCGGCACCUCCUGCUGCUCAAAAACCUGCGGCCACAGGACAGCUGCCGUGUGACCUUCCUGGCAGGGGACAUGGUGACGUCUGCCUUCCUCACCGUCAGAGGCUGGCGUCUGGAGGUCUUGGAGGCGCCCCAGGAUGUGACCGUGCGCGCUGGGGGGCAGGCCAGCUUCAGCUGCACCCUUAGCGAGACGGUGCCUGUGGGCGAGGCGACCUGGUACAUAAACGGAGCCUCCGUGCAGCCCGAUGACGCGGACUGGACCGUCACCGCCGAUGGCAGCCACCACGCCCUGCUGCUGCACCGGGCCCAGCCGCACCACGCCGGCGAGGUCACCUUUGCUGCUCGCGAUGCUGUUGCCUCCGCGAGUCUCACUGUGCUGGGCCUCCCCGACCCCCCAGAGGACGCAGAGGUGGUGGGGCGCAGCGGCAGCUCCGUGACGUUGUCCUGGGUGGCCCCCACGAGCGAUGGCGGAGGGGGUCUCCGUGGCUACCGGGUGGAGAUGAAGGCAGCAGCCUCAGGAGAGUGGCAGCUGUGCCACGGUCUGGUGCCCGGGCCUGAGUGUGUGGUGGCUGGCCUGGCCCCCGGGGAGACCUACCGCUUCCGCGUGGCUGCAGUGGGCCCGGCGGGCGCUGGGGAGCCCAUGUACCUGCCCCAGACGGUGAAACUCGAAGAGCCCCUGGAGCCCACGCCUGCGGCCCCCGCCCCCGAGAGCCGGCAGGUGGCGGCCGGGGAGGACGUGUGUCUGGAGUGCGAGGUGGCCGAGGCGGGUGAGGUCGUCUGGCUGAAGGGGACGGAGCGCGUCCAGCCGAGCGGGCGCUUCCAGCUGCUCCGCCAGGGCCAGCGGCAGAUGCUGCUGAUCCGGGGCUUCUCCACAGAGGACCAGGGCGAGUACCGCUGUGCCCCUGCACGGGACUCAGCCUCUGGGUCAGCUGCUGCUUUCCAGGUGGUGCUGACCCCAGAAUCCGGGGAGGAGGUCCCUGCUCAGCCCAGCCUGCCCCCUGAGGCAGCCCAGGAGGGCGACCUGCACCUGCUGUGGGAGGCACUGGCCCGGAAGCGCCGCAUGAGCCGCGAGCCCACGCUGGACUCCAUCAGCGAGCUGCCCGAGGAGGACGGCCGCCCGCAGGGCCCGCGGCAGGAGGCCGAGGAGGCUGUGCCUGACCUCUCAGAGGAGUACUCCACGGCCGACGAGCUGGCACGCACAGGCGAGGCCGACCUCUCGCACACCAGCUCUGAUGACGAGUCCCGUGCAGGCACCCCUUCGCUGGUUACCUACCUCAAGAAGGCUGGGAGGCCCAGCCCCUCGCCACUGGCCAGCAAGGUUGGGGCCCCAGCAGCCCCCUCUGGGAAGCCACAGGAGAAGCAGCAGGAGAAGCCACCUGCAGUACACCCACCACCAGGAGACCUGAGCGCUGGGGACCUGGGUGACCCGACCUUGGACCAGGCCGCAGUGAAGAUCCAGGCGGCCUUCAAGGGUUAUAAGGUCCGGAAGGAGAUGCAGCAGCAGGAGGGGCCCGUGCUCCGCUGCACGUUUGGGGACACCGUGGCACAGGUGGGAGACGUCCUGCAUCUGGAGUGUGUGGUGUCCAGCAAGACAGAUGUGCGCGCCCGCUGGCUGAAGGAUGGUGUGGAACUGACGGACAGCCGGCACCACCACAUUGACCAGCUUGCGGACGGCACCUGUUCUCUGCUAGUCACUAGCCUGGGGCAGGCCGACGCUGGCCGUUACACCUGUCAGGUGAGCAACAAGUUUGGCCACGUGGCCCACAGUGCCAACGUGGUGGUCAGUGGCACGGAGAGUGAGAACGAGAGCUCCUCCGGGGGUGAGCUGGAUGACACCUUCCGCCGGGCCGCCCGGCGGCUGCACCGCCUCUUCCGCACGAAAGGCCCAGAGGAGGUCUCGGACGAGGAGAUCUUCUUCAGCGCUGACGAGGGCAAGGCAGAGCCUGAGGAGCCUGGGGACUGGCAGACGUACCGCGAAGAUGAGCACUCCAUCUGCAUCUGCUUUGAGACGCUGGCGGAGGCCCGCCGGGCAGCCAGCCGCUUCCAGGAAAUGUUUGGCGUGUUGGGCAUCCGUGUGGACGUCAGCCUGUCCGAGCUGGGACCACGCAGGGUGGAGAUGCGCAUUGGCAAGGUGGCACCUGCCCCUUCAGCCCCGCUGGAGCCAGUGCUCGCGGCAGAGGCUGCCCCGGUGUUCCUGACCGAGCUACAGAAUCAGGAGGUGCUGGAUGGGUACCCUGUGAGCUUUGACUGUGUGGUGACAGGCCAGCCUGUGCCCACUGUGCGGUGGUUCAAGGAUGGGAGGAUGCUGGAGGAGGAUGACCACUACAUGAUCAGUGAGGACCAACAGGGUGGCCACCAGCUCAUCAUCACGGCUGUGGUGCCGGCAGACAUGGGUGUCUACCGCUGCCUGGCCGAGAACAGCGUGGGUGUGUCCUCUACAAAGGCAGAGCUCCGUGUGGACCUGACCAGCACCGACUAUGACACAGCUGCGGACGCCACGGAGACCUCGUCCUACUUCAGCGCCCAGGGCUACCUGUCCAGCCGGGAACAAGAGGGUACAGAGUCUACCUCGGAGGAGGGGCAGCUGCCCCAGGUGGUGGAGGAGCUGAAAGACCUGCAGGUGGCCCCCGGCACGAGGCUGGCCAAGUUCCAGCUCAAGGUGAAAGGCUACCCCACACCUCGACUCUACUGGUUCAAAGACGGGCAGCCCCUGACCGCAUCUUCGCAUAUACGUAUGGCGGACAGGAAGAUGCUCCACACCCUGGAGGUUGUCUCUGUCACCAGCGAGGAUGCAGGGCAGUACUCGGCCUACAUCAGCAACACCGUGGGUGCUGCUUACUCCUCUGCUCGGCUCCUGGUCCGAGGCCCUGAUGAACCAGAAGAGAAGCCAGCAUUAGAUGCACGCCAGCAGCUGGUCCCACCCCGGUUCCUGGAGAAAUUCACCUCCAAGAAGGUGAAAAAAGGUUCCAGCAUCACUUUCUCUGUGAAGGUGGAAGGGAGCCCGCCGCCGGCUGUGCACUGGCUGCGAGAGGAAGCGGAGCAGGGUGUGCUGUGGAUCAGCCGCCACACGCCAGGCUACACGGUGGCCAGCUCUGCCCAGCAGCACAGCCUGGUCCUCCUGGACGUGGGCCGACAGCACCAGGGCACCUACACCUGCAUCGCCUCCAACGCUGCCGGCCAGGCCCUCUGCUCCGCAGGCUUGCACGUCUCUGGCCUGCCUAAGGAGGCGGGGGCCAUGGAGGAGCAGCCCGAGGUGAAGGAGGCCCUCAUCUCCACCUUCCUGCAGGGGACCCAAGCUGUUGCUGCACAGAUGUCAGAACCUGCAACUUUCAUGGACCUUGCUGGGCAGAAGAAAGAGCUCCUGGCAGCAGAGGCCCGUAGCCACCUGUCCUUGGCUGAGGUGGGCACGGAGGAGUUCCUGAAGAAGCUCACUUCACAGAUCACAGAGAUGGUAUCAGCCAAGAUCACACAGGCGAAGCUGCAGGUGCCUGGAGUUGACAGUGACGAGGAGUCAAAGACGCCAUCCGCAUCCCCCCGGCAUGGCCGUUCACGCCCGUCUUCCAGUGUCCAGGAGUCGUCCUCAGAGUCCGAGGAUGGGGACUCCCGAGGAGAGAUCUUUGACAUCUAUGUGGUCACGGCUGACUACCUGCCCCUGGGGGCUGAGCAGGAUGCCAUCUUGCUGCGGGAGGGCCAGUACGUGGAGGUCCUGGACUCUGCCCACCCCCUGCGCUGGCUCGUGCGCACCAAACCCACCAAAAACAGCCCCUCUCGGCAGGGCUGGGUGUCCCCUGCCUACCUGGACAAGCGGCUCAAGCUGUCUCCUGAGUGGGGGCCAGCGGAGGCCCCUGAGUUCCCUGGGGAGGCUUUGUCAGAGGACGAGUACAAGACGAGGCUGAGUGCCAUCAUCCGGGACCUGCUGAGCUCAGAGCAGUCCUUCGUGGGCGAGCUGCAGUUCCUACAGAGUCACCACAUGCAGUACCUGGACCGCUGCCCCCAUGUGCCCGCAGCCGUGGCCAGCCAGAAGGCAGUCAUCUUCCGAAAUGUGCAGGACAUUGGCCACUUCCACAGCAGCUUCUUACAGGAGUUGCGUAGCUGUGACACAGAUGACGACGUGGCCAUGUGCUUCAUCAAGAACCAGGCAGCCUUUGAGAAGUAUCUGGAGUUCCUGGUGGGCCGGGUGCAAGCCGAGUCGGUGAUGGUCAGCACGGCCGUGCAGGAGUUCUACAAGAAAUACACUGAGGAGGUGCUGUCAGCCGCGGACCCCUCGCAGCCACCGCCCCCACCGCUGCAGCACUUCCUGGAGCAGCCGGUAGAGCGGGUCCAGCAGUACCAGGCCCUGCUCAAGGAGCUGAUCCGCAACAAGGCGCGGAACGGCCAGAACUGCGCGCUGCUCGAGCAAGCCUACGCGGUGGUGUCGGCCCUGCCGCAGCGGGCGGAGAACCAGCUGCACGUGUCGCUCAUGGAGAACUACCCCGGCACCCUGGAGGCCCUGGGCGAGCCCAUCCGCCAGGGCCACUUCAUCGUGUGGGAGGGGGCGCCAGGCGCGCGGAUGCCGUGGAAAGGCCACCACCGGCAUGUCUUCCUGUUCCGGAACCACCUGGUGGUCUGCAAGCCCCGGCGGGACUCCCGCACCGACACCUUCAGCUACGUCUUCCGGAACAUGAUGAAGCUGAGCAGCAUUGACCUGAACGACCAGGUGGAGGGCGAUGACCGAGCCUUUGAGAUCUGGCACGAGCGGGAGGACUCCGUGCGCAAGUACCUGCUGCAGGCACGGACGGUCAUCACCAAGAACUCCUGGGUGAAGGAGAUCUGUGGCAUCCAGCAGCGCCUGGCCUUGCCCAUCUGGCGCCCCCCAGAUUUUGAAGAAGAGCUGGCUGACUGCACAGCUGAGCUGGGCGAGACAGUCAAGCUGGCCUGCCGUGUGACGGGCACACCCAAGCCCAUUGUCAGCUGGUACAAAGAUGGGAAGCCAGUGGAGGUGGACCCUCACCACAUCCUCAUUGAAGACCCCGAUGGCUCAUGCGCACUUAUCCUGGACAACUUGACUGGUGCCGACUCUGGCCAGUAUAUGUGCUUUGCAGCCAGUGCUGCCGGCAAUGCCAGCACCCUGGGCAAAAUAUUGGUGCAAGUCCCGCCUCGGUUUGUGAACAAGGUCCGGGCAGUGCCCUUUGUGGAUGGAGAAGAUGCCCAGAUCACCUGCACCAUCGAAGGUGCCCCAUAUCCUCAGAUCAGGUGGUACAAGGAUGGGGCCCUGCUGACCCCUGGGGGCAAAUACCAGACCCUGAGUGAGCCCCGCAGCGGCCUGCUGGUGCUGGAGAUCCGGGCAGCUGGCACAGAGGAUCUGGGCAUCUAUGAGUGUGAGUUGGUGAACCGGCUGGGCUCCAAGCGGAGCCGUGCGGAGCUGCUCAUGCAGAGCCCCGUGCUGCAGGCCCGGGAACAGCAGCGCGUGGAGCGGCUCGCGGCCGUGGAAGAUGCUGCUGUCCCAGCCCCAGCUGCCCCAGGGCAGGAAAGCACGUCCAUCCAGAGGACACAGACAUGCCCUGAGGCUCCAGGACCUUCCACAGGGGAUCACAGCAGCCCCAGCCCCAGCCCUGGGGGGCCACCUGCACUCCAGGAGGCCAGCCCGGAGCCCCCAGCUAUGGAGGCUGGGGCCGCAUCCAGUGAGGCCUGGCAGCAGGUUGAAGGCGAGCCUCCGAAGGCGCCUCAGCCUGUCUCCCACGAGGGCCUCGAGCAGACAGCUCAGGCACGCACUGAGGUCCUAGAACGCACGGUGCCCAUCCGGAUGGAGGGCGCUGCCUGGCCAGGAGCAGGUGAGCUCUGGGACGUCCACAGCCACGUGUUCACAGAGACCACACACAGGACAUAUGUGUACCAGACCAGCGACACGCCUGCUGCAAGCCCCCCGUCCAUGCAGGUCACCAUCGAGGACGUGCAGGCCCAGAGCGGCGGUACAGCACAGUUCCAGGCUGUCAUCGAGGGCAACCCACAGCCCACAGUGAUCUGGUACAAGGACGGCACCCAGCUGGGAGCUGACCCCCGGCUCAGCCAGCAGCAGGAAGGAACCACCUACUCCCUGGUGCUUAGGGACGUGACCCAGCACGACGCGGGCGUCUACACCUGCCUGGCCCACAACCCUGGCGGCCAGGUGCUGUGCAAGGCAGAGCUGCUGAUCCACGGGGCUUCCCCUUCUCUGGCUACACGGGACAGUGAGCACAGCUCUAGGAGGAAACUGCACUCCUUUUAUGAGGUCCUGGAGGAAAUUGGAAGGGGUGUGUUUGGCUUCGUGAAGAGGGUGCAGCACAAGGGCAACCAGAUGGCCUGCGCUGCCAAGUUCAUCCCACUGCGGAGCAGGACGCGUGCCCAGGCUUAUCGGGAGCGGGACAUCCUAGCAGGCCUGAGCCACCCGCUGGUCACUGCGCUGCUCGACCAGUUUGAGACGCGGAAGACCCUGAUCCUCAUCCUGGAGCUGUGUUCGUCGGAAGAGCUGCUGGACCGCCUGUUCAAGAAGAGUGUGGUGACCGAGGCCGAGGUCAAGGUCUACAUCCAGCAGCUGGUGGAGGGGCUGCAGUAUCUGCACAGUCAAGGCAUCCUUCACCUGGACAUAAAGCCCCCCAACAUCCUGAUGGUGCAUCCUGCUCGGGAAGACAUUAAAAUCUGUGAUUUUGGCUUUGCCCAAAAAAUCACCCCGGGAGAGCCACAGUACAGCAAGUACGGCUCCCCUGAGUUUGUGGCCCCCGAGAUCAUCGAACAGACCCCUGUGAACGAGGCUUCCGACAUCUGGGCCAUGGGGGUCAUCACCUACCUCAGCCUGACCUGUUCAUCCCCAUUUGCUGGAGAGAGUGACCGAGCAACCCUUCUGAAUGUCCUGGAAGGGCGGGUGUCCUGGAGUGGCCCCAUGGCCACCCACCUCAGUGAGGAUGCCCAGGACUUUAUCAAGGCUGCUCUGCAGAAGGCCGUGGGGGCUCGGCCCAAUGCUGCCAAGUGCCUCGCCCACCCCUGGUUCCGGAAGUCUGUGCCCGCGGAGGAGGCCCACUUCAUCAACACCAAGCAGCUGAAGUUCCUCCUGGCUCGCAGUCGCUGGCAGCGCUCCCUGAUGAGCUACAAGUCCAUCCUGGUGAUGCGUUCCAUCCCAGAGCUGCUCCAGGGCCCGCCCGACAGCCCAUCCCUCGGGAUUGCCCGGCACCUGCGUGGCGACGCCAGCGCCUCCUCCAGCAGCUCCUCCUCCUCCGACAACGAGUUGGCCCCGUUUGCCCGGGCCAAGUCGUUGCCAUCCUCCCCGGUGACCCACUCCCCGCUGCUGCACCCCCGGGGCUUCCUGAGGCCUUCGGCCAGCCUGCCUGAGGAGGCUGAGGCCUGUCCACCUGCCGCAGCCUCGGCUCUGCCUGCAUCGCUGCAGGGCGAGGAGCCAGCAGCAGCCCUGGGCUGUGUACCCCGGCAGAGCGUCAUCCGAAGCCUGUUCUACCAGCAGGUGGGCGAAGGCCCGGAGCUCGGGGGCCCGUCCCCAGGGGGCAGGCGGCACCCCGCCCGCCGGCGGCACCUUCUCAAGGGUGGCUACUUCUCGGGCAUCCUGCCGGGACUCCGAGAGCCGCUGCUGGAGCACCGGGCACUGGAGGAGGCGGCUGCCAUGGAGGAGCAGGCUGCCCGGCAGGCCACAGCAGCCUCUUUGGAGACGGCCGUGCAGAUGCCCAGAGCAAGCACCCAGGAGGCUUCUGCCUCCAGCCGCUCCCUGGACCGUGACCCACCGAACACUGCCAGUUCCUCCACCAAGGCCUGCAGCAAGGGGCAGUGUCCCGCUCCAGCUCCCCUGAGUCCUCAGGAUGCCCAAGGAGAGGGCACGCCUGGAGGGGGUGCACAUGCCAGGGAGAAGGAGCAUCCAGAGGGGACCCCGCGGGGGCUGACACUGCCCUCUGCCAGUAGUGAUGGGUGCUCCAUUCAGCCACAGGAGUCGUCCCAGGACCGCUGUGGAGGGCAGGCUGCCCCUUUCUCUCAGCCCCAGUGGGUCCCGGCCCCCCAGGAUAGAGCCCCCCCUGCGGCAUUGGCACCACAACCUUCUGGCUCCUUCCCUUCAGGGCCCUGCACAGAGGCCCUCUCGUCAUCCCCCAGCCCUUCCUUCCCAGGAAAGCCGCAGGCCUGUCUGCCCCCUGCCCAAGCAAGCCCCCAGGUAGACUCUCAGAGCGGGCUGAAGGCCGUCCCUCUCACCAAGAGGCCUGGAUCACCCAGACCCCCAGAGCCAGCCUCCCAGAUGGGCACGGAACCUAGCCCCUCCCUGGAUACUGAAGGCCUGGUCCAGGAGACAGAGGACCUGUCCCCGUCUUCACCCAGCCUACAGCGGCCUCAGGAGCAGGCGACCACACGGAAGUUCUCCCUGGGGUGCCGUGGGGGCUACGCAGGAGUGGCGGGCUACGGCACCUUUGCCUUUGGGGGGGACGCCGGUGGCAUGCUGGGGCAGGGCCCCAUGUGGGCCAAGAUGACCUGGGCCGUCUCUCAGUCCUCGGAGGAGCAGGACGAGGCAGGGACCGAGAGCCCACCGCCCCAGGCCAGCACAGCGCCUGCACCUGAGGGCGACGGAACCCUCCUGAGGGCCUCCCAGGAGCUGAGCUCGUGGGAAGACUUCACUGGGGGCUCUCAGGUGUCGCUCAUACAGAUCCAGGACCUGUCCAGGGACCCAGAAGCAGCAGACACCGUGUCCCUAGACAUCUCAGAGGUGGAUCCUGCCUACCUCAAUCUGUCUGAUCUGUAUGACAUCAAGUAUCUCCCAUUUGAGUUCAUGAUCUUUAGGAAGAUCCCUAAGCCGGUGGAGCCAGAACGUCCAUCCUCCCCUGAGUCUGAGGCUGGGGAGGAGUUGGCUGAGCUCCCAGAGGCUGCGUGGCCCUGGCCAGCCAGCCUGGAGAUCACAGAGGAGCCAGAGGACAUGGAGGCCCUGCUCGGGAAAGCUGCCGGCGGCAGGAAGCGCAAGUGGUCACCCCCUUCGGGCAGUCUCUUCCACUUCCCUGGAAGGCGCUCACUUCUGGAGGAGCCCACAGAGCUGGGGCUACGCCAGAGGGUGAAGGCCUCGGUAGCCCACAUCUCCCGCCUCCUGAGGGGCAGGCCUGAAGGUCUGGAGAAGGAGAGUCCUCCCCGGAAGAAGGCAGGCCUUGCUUCCUUCCGCCUGAAGAGCAAGGACCGAGCACCGUCGUUCCUAAGGGAGCUCUCGGAUGAGACGGUGGUCCUGGGCCAGUCUGUGACUCUGGCCUGCCAGGUGGUGGCCCAGCCAGCGGCACAGGCCACCUGGAGUAAAGAUGGGGCUCUUCUUGAGAGCAGCAGCCGCCUCCUCAUCUCCUCUACGCUCAAGAACUUCCAGCUUUUGACCAUCCUGGUGGUGACUGCUGAGGACCUCGGCGUGUACACGUGCAGUGUGAGCAACGCGCUGGGGACGGCGGCCACUACGGCCAUCCUCCGGAAGGCAGAGCGCCCUUCUUCCUCGCCACGGCCGGACAUCGGGGAGGUGCAUGCGGACGGGGUGCUGCUGGUCUGGAAGCCUGUGGAGUCAUACGGCCCUGUGACGUACAUUGUGCAGUGCAGCCUGGAAGGCGGCAGCUGGAGCACGCUGGCCUCGGAUGUCUUUGACUGCUGCUACCUCACGGGAAAGCUUUCUCGGGGUGGGGCGUACACCUUCCGGACGGCCUGCGUCAGCAAGGCGGGCAUGGGCCCCUACAGCAGCCCCUCGGAGCAGGUCCUCCUGGGAGGGCCCAGCCGCCUGGCCUCUGAAGAGGAGAGUGGUGCCGCGGGGCCGGCCCGGCCCCUGCCCAGCAUGCAGACCUUCGCCUUCCAGACGCAGAUGAGAAGGGGCCGCUUCAGCGUGGUGCGGCAGUGCCAGGAGAAGGCCAGUGGGCGCGUGCUGGCUGCCAAGAUCGUGCCCUACCACCCCGCGGACAGGGCUGCUGUGCUGCGGGAGUACGAGGCCCUCAAGGGCCUGCGCCAUCCACACCUGGCACAGCUGCAGGCUGCCUACCUCAGCCCCAGGCACCUGGUCCUCAUCUUGGAGCUGUGCUCCGGGCCUGAGCUUCUCCCCUGUCUGGCCGAGAGGGCCUCCUACUCGGAAUCAGAGGUGAAGGACUAUCUGUGGCAGAUACUAAGCGCCACCCAGUACCUGCAUGCCCAGGGUAUCCUGCAUCUAGACCUCAGGUCGGAGAACAUGAUUGUCACAGAGUAUAACCUGCUCAAGGUCAUCGACUUCGGAAAUGCCCAGAGUUUGGCCCAGGAGAGGGUCCUGCCCUCAGAGAGAUUCAAGGACUACAUGGAGACCAUGGCUCCGGAGCUCCUGGAGGGCCAGGGCGCUGUCGCGCAGACUGACAUCUGGGCCAUAGGCGUUACAGCCUUCAUCAUGUUGAGCGCUGAGUACCCGGUGAGCGGUGAGGGAACGCGAGACACGCAGAAGGGCCUGCGCAAGGGGCUCAUCCAGCUGAGCCGCUGCUAUGCCGGGCUGUCUGGGGGCGCUGUGGCCUUCCUCCGAAGCACACUGUGUGUGCACCCCUGGGUCCGGCCGUGUGCAUCCAGCUGCCUGCAGAGCCCGUGGCUGACGGAGGAGGGCCCAGCCAGCUCCCAGCCCGCGGCGGUGACCUUCCCAACCACUGGUCUGCGCGUCUUUGUGCGAGAGCGCGAAAAGAGGCGGGCACUGCUGUACAAGAAACACAACCUGCGCUGAACCCCUGGCCCUUCAGGGCCCCGCCUCCCGGUCUUUCAGGACUCCCUGCAUAUGCACGCACACGUCAAUAAAAAGCAGCACCCGA